Propithecus coquereli (Coquerel's sifaka) is the source of this 2787-nucleotide messenger RNA. RefSeq names its product DENN/MADD domain containing 2C (gene DENND2C). The record is from RefSeq and is a predicted model, not a curated record. The transcript has 17 exons. NCBI's taxonomy places the organism in Eukaryota, Metazoa, Chordata, Mammalia, Primates, Indriidae.
AUGGAUGUUGGUUUUUCUCGUUCUGCUGUUCAGACACUGUCAAGAAGCCACUGCAAAAACAUCAAACAAAAAAUUUCUCAGUGGGAAGGAAGGGCUAAUGGUGUAUCUAAUCCAGAAAAAUGGCAUCCAAAGGACUUUGGAGUGAGAUAUAACUGUCACCAAGAGAUUCUUCCUAAGAACAAUCCUCUUGCUGAGGGAAAGAGCAAAAAGUUCGAUGUAACCAGCUCUCAAAAUGUGGGUCUAGGUAUAAAUGAAAAUGCCAAAAGCUGUGAUCAAAAUGAGGAUGAAAGUGAGAAACAUAAAUAUGAUGAUACAUGCUUCUUUAAAAAUAAAUCAGAAUCCAAUUGGGUGUGUUCUCGGGUCAAAGAAAUUGAAAGUUGUAAAGAAGUUAUUUUAGAUCCAGAGACUUCAUUACCUCCAGGAAACUUCUAUACCUCACAAAUAUUGUGGAAGAAAGUAGAAGCACUUCCCCCAGAAAAAGUCUUAAAUUUGGCUUUAGAACAUUGUGACUCUUCAGAAAAAGAACUGAAUUUCAGAGUUCUGGAUAGUUCGUAUGGAAUUACUAAGAGCUUAGAAAAUAUUUACUCUGAACCUGAGGGGCAAGAAUGUGGAGUUUCUAUAAAUCCUUUGCCAAAACCUCGUAGGACAUUCAGAUAUUUAUCUGAAUCUGGUGUUACGCCAUAUAAAGAAAGAAACUGUGACAAAAGAUACUGUGAAAAUAAUUUUUGUGCAGAAUCUUCUUUGGCUUCUUCUCAGGAACCUGAACCGAAGAAAUAUGGUGGAAAAAUUAGAGGAAGAUCUAAGAGGAAAUCCUUUGAAUUUGAGGAUAUUCAGCACUUUCGAAGUCAGAACUCACAGAAGAUUCAUGAAGAACUUGGAAGAAAUUCUGGUUCAGCACUUUAUUACACACAGUCUGAGGACAACAUCUAUGAGGAUAUCAUAUAUCCCACCAAAGAAAAUCCAUAUGAAGAUAUUCCAGUGCAGCCUUUACCCAUGUGGAGAUCUCCUUCAGCAUGGAAGCUACCACCCACUAAAAGUACUUUCAAGGCACCCAAGCUUCCUCCCAAACCUCAGUUCCUUCACCGUAAGACUAUGGAAGUGAAAAACUCACAGGCUUAUUUACGGUCAAAGCUCACGAAAGAUACCACUUUGCCUGUCACUUUAACUGAAUGGAAGCUUUUCCGAGCUGAUGAAGUUGCAAACAGGAAAAGGAAAAAUCUUCCAAGGCUUGUAUUGAAAAUAGAUGACAUAUUUGAAUCUAAGAGAGGGAAGAAGAGAGUAAAGUUACACCCUUACACUGAAAAAGAAAUAGUACCUCCUGCAAAAGGUGAAACCAGUGGGAACGAAAGUGAUGCUGAGUAUCUGCCAAAGAAUCGCCACAAGCGCUUAGCACAAGUGCAGCAGUCUUCCAAGAGGAAUCCUCACUACCAGACCUUGGAGCGGGAUCUUAUUGAAUUACAGGAGCAGCAGCUGUUUGAACUCUUUGUGGUGGUAUCUCUACAGAAGAAACCAUCAGGAAUAAACUAUAUUCCCCAAAUCAUACAACAAUUCCCUAGCAAGGGUGAUCAUGGCUAUAAACAAUCCAAAGACACUGAAGAGAGGCUCAAAGUUAUCCCAAAAUUUUGUUUUCCUGACUCAAAGGACUGGGUGCCAACCUCAGAACUCAAGAGUGAAACAUUCUCCUUUGUCUUGACUGGUGAAGAUGGAAGCCGGUGGUUUGGUUACUGUAAGAAGCUCUUGCCAGAAGGCAAAGGAAAGCGACUCCCUGAGGUAUACUGCAUGGUUAGUCGCCUAGGCUGCUUCAAUCUUUUUUCAAAGAUUCUGGAUGAAGUAGAGAAGAGAAGAGAAAUGUCUCCAGCUCUUGUUUACCCAUUCAUGCAAAGUGUCAUGGAAGCUCCCUUCCCAGCUCCUGGACGCACCAUCACGGUUAAGAGCUACCUUCCUGGGGCUGGAGAUGGGUCAAUUGAACUCUGCCGACCACUAGAUUCCCGAUUGGAACAUGUUGAUUUUGAAUGUCUCUUUAAGUGCCUGAGUGUGUGUCACCUCAUCCGAGUCUGUGCCUCUCUCCUCUUGGAGCGGAGGGUAAUCUUUGUUGCCAACAGCCUAAGUACUCUGUCAAAAUGUGGCCAUGCCGUGGUAGCCACACUGUAUCCAUUCACCUGGCAGCAUACCUACAUCCCGGUCUUGCCAGCAUCUAUGAUCGACAUUGUGUGCUCACCUACCCCGUUCCUUAUUGGAAUCCUAUCUUGCUCCUUACCACAGCUCCAGGACCUACCUAUUGAAGAGGUGAGAUGGAAGAAAUAAAUCUCAAUUUUUUUUCUUAAGGUAUCUGAUGAGGAUGAAAUUUUACCACCUAAACUACAAGCUGCCCUAGUGCAGAUUUUGGAAGAACGAAAUGAAAUCUUGGAUCAGGAGAAGAAUUUUUCGCAAGAUGUGACACUCAACUCACUGGUGUCUGAAGCAUUUGUCAGGUUUUUUGUGGAGCUGGUGGGACAUUAUUCUUUGAAUAUGACCGUCACUGAGCGUGGGGAGCGUGUAUUCCAAAGAGAGCCAUUCCGUAAGUCCCACACCUCCCGCAGUGUACGCCAUUUCCUAAACCUCUUCAUGGAGACUCAGAUGUUUGCAGGAUUCAUCCAGGACCGAGAGCUUCGGAAAAGUGGGGUUAAAGGUUUGUUUGAGGUCCGGGCCCUCCAGUAUUUGGAAACAAUUCCUGAGUCUGAGCCCAGUGGAGUGAAUAGAAUUUUGCGGAGUCUUGGAAGUAAAAUGAAAUUUCUGCAGAAGAAAUGA